AUGAAGCGUGCGCUGCAAGGACUGCACCAUCCGCUAAUCUAGAGUUGUCUAAAUUGGAUGUGCUAAGCGAGGAGAUCUGGUAUUAUCAUAGAUCGAUUGCGCAAGGCGAAUCUGUCCUCAGUCGUAAACUGCACCUUCGUGAUGUUCUCUACUAUGCCAUUUCGCCCUGUGUGGUCUUUAUGUGGUUGGCUCGUCACUUAACGGUUUUGGCACAAAUAGUUCCGAUAUGGACCUGUGUUUAAUG
Molecule: messenger RNA, 244 nt
Organism: Gongylonema pulchrum
Lineage: Eukaryota; Metazoa; Nematoda; Chromadorea; Rhabditida; Gongylonematidae
Source: the annotation of a GenBank genome assembly